This is a messenger RNA of Cariama cristata (Red-legged seriema), 2581 nucleotides long. It is a transcript of the gene PLA2G6, whose product is annotated as phospholipase A2, group VI (cytosolic, calcium-independent). Gene Ontology annotation, molecular function: protein binding. Bases 1 to 2415 code for a protein of 804 amino acids. Gene Ontology annotation, biological process: positive regulation of ceramide biosynthetic process; cardiolipin acyl-chain remodeling. The transcript is spliced from 16 exons. NCBI's taxonomy places the organism in Eukaryota, Metazoa, Chordata, Aves, Cariamiformes, Cariamidae. Gene Ontology annotation, cellular component: mitochondrion. The record is from RefSeq and is a predicted model, not a curated record.
AUGCAGUUUUUUGGCCGGCUGGUGAAUACCAUCAACAGCGUCACCCAGAUAUUCACAAACCCUUACCGGGUGAAGGAGGUGUCAGCUGCAGAGUAUGCCACUCGUACCUGCCUGAGGGAGGAAGGCAGGGUGGCCCUGUAUAAGAACACACUUGCUCACUCGUGGGAUUGCCUGCUGGUGAAUCCACAGAGCCCACAGGUCGCUUUCCGGCUCUUUCAGCUCGACAAUGAAGCAGAGGCCCUGAUGCGUUUUGAGCAGUAUGCCAGGCAGUUGCGCCCUUUCUACGAGAGCUCACAACAGGCCUUGUUGCUGGAGGAUCUCCAGCAGCUCAGUGACUGCUUCCGCAACCACCCCAGCUGGUCCCCGGCACAUGUUGCAGUGGAGUUUGGCCAUCGUGAGAGCUUCCGGCACAACCACGUUCUGAGCUGUGUGAACAGCACGGACAGCGAGGAUGGCUGCACCCCACUGCACCUGGCAUGCCGCAAGGGAGACAUGGAGUGCCUGCUGGAGCUGCUGGAGUGCCACGCGCGGGUGGACGUUACUGACAAGAAUGGAGAGACCGUUUUCCACUAUGCUGUGCGAGGGAACAGUCCCCAGAUCAUCGAGCUCCUGGGCAGAACCCCAACUGCUGGCUUGGACCACCUGAGCCGUGAAGGGCUGACCGCUCUGCAUCUUGCUUGUCAGCUGGGCAAAGAGGACAUGGUUCGGUCUCUGCUGAAAUGCCAUGCCAGCUGCAGCGUUGUGGGGACGCUGGGCUACCCCAUCCACACAGCAAUGAAGUUCUCCCAGAAGGGGUGUACCCAGGCCAUCCUUGAGGUGGAUGCCAGCCAGGUUCACUCCAAGGACCCGCGCUAUGAAGCCACUCCGCUGCACUGGGCAAAGAAGGCAGAGAUGACACGGCUGCUGCUUGAGUACAGCUCUGAGGUGAAUUUGACCAGCCGGACAGGUGACAUGGCUCUACACAUCGCCGUCAAGAGGGGACGCUUUGACUGCGCCAUGGUACUGCUGACACACGGGGCGCACACCAAUGCCAGGGGUCAGGAUGGCAACACACCACUGCACCUGGCCAUGAAGCAUGACCACCUGGAUAUGAUCAAAGCGAUCAUCGUGUUUGGAGGAGAUGUUGAGGUCCCCAAUGAUUUCGGGGAGACACCAGGGCUGUUGGCAGCCAGGAGCAGCAAAGGUGCGAACCGGAAAGUACUCUUAGACCUGCUGCAAACUGUAGGGACCGAACGCUGCCACCCACCCAACCUUGACUCCCCAAGCCUGACACCAUCUGCCGCCUCCUUCCUGGAAGGCCAGCCUUCCUCGCGGAGCACCUUCAACAGCUUAGGUUACAAGGACCUUCUGUAUGUUUCCGCAACGCUCGGACAGUUGUUGAAGGCACCAGAUGUUGUGGACUCGCCUAGUGAGGGUAGAAGAAAUCACGACCGCCUCCUGUGCCUGGAUGGAGGGGGCAUCCGGGGCCUGGUGCUCAUCCAACUCCUCUUGGCUAUCGAAAAGGCUGCAGGCCGUCCCAUUCGGGAGAUUUUUGACUGGAUCGCAGGGACCAGCACUGGGGGGAUCUUGGCCUUGGCUAUUGUACACGGGAAAUCCAUGGACUACAUGCGCUGCCUGUACUUCCGCAUGAAGGACAUGGUGUUCCGGGGGUCUCGGCCCUAUGAGUCGGAGCCUCUGGAUGAGUUCUUGAAGAAGGAAUUUGGGGAAAACACCAAAAUGACAGAUGUCCAAAAACCCAAGGUUAUAGUGACAGGGACGUUGUGUGACCGGCAGCCAGCUGAGCUCCACCUUUUCCGGAAUUACCCUGUACCAGAGACAAAAACCUCCACUGAAUACAAGACAAGUGCAUCUUUCAAACCACUCACCCAGCCAGAAGAUCAACUUGUAUGGCGAGCUGCCCGCUGCAGCGGUGCGGCUCCCACUUAUUUCCGGCCGAUAGGUCGCUUUCUGGAUGGCGGGCUGCUAGCCAACAACCCGACCCUUGACGCUAUGGCAGAGAUCCACGAGUACAACAAGACGCUGAUCAAGAAGGGUCAGAGGCAGAAAGUCAGAAAAUUGGGGUUGGUGGUCUCCCUGGGGACAGGGAAGCCUCCACAGGUCCCAGUGAGCUCUGUGGAUGUUUUCCGUCCCUCCAACCCUUGGGAACUGGCGAAGACCGUCUUUGGGGCCAGGGAGCUCGGCAAGAUGGUGGUGGACUGUUGCACUGACGCAGAUGGCCCAGCUGUGGAUCGUGCCAGGGCCUGGUGUGAGAUGACGGAUAUCCCAUAUUUCCGGUUUAGCCCUCAGCUGCACACGGAGGUGAUGCUGGAUGAGGUGAACGACACUGUGUUGGUGAACGCUCUCUGGGACACCCAGCUUUACAUCUACCAGCAGCGGGAGCAGUUUGAGCAGCUGGUGCAACAUCUCUGCCGAUGACUGACCUGGAGGUUCCCGUUUCUGCAUCUCAAUGGCAAGGCUCAGCAGACACUGAAACGGCACGGAUUUGCCCUUAAACCAAGGUGUUGAGAUGGGGGAGGGACUACUACUACUAAUGAGUAAUGAACGAUAUUUAAUAGACAACAGUGCACAUACGCAUGUGUUC